Messenger RNA from Elephantulus edwardii (Cape elephant shrew), 2982 nucleotides. RefSeq names its product WD repeat domain 59 (gene WDR59). The transcript has 27 exons. The record is from RefSeq and is a predicted model, not a curated record. Gene Ontology annotation, molecular function: protein binding. Lineage: Eukaryota; Metazoa; Chordata; Mammalia; Macroscelidea; Macroscelididae. The coding region runs from base 1 to 2982 and encodes 993 amino acids.
AUGGCGACACGAUGGAGCAGCGAAAAUGUGGUGGUAGAGUUCCGCGACUCGCAGGCGACGGCCAUGUCUGUGGACUGUCUUGGGCAGCAUGCAGUGCUUUCUGGCCGCCGAUUCCUGUACAUCGUUAAUCUAGAUGCCCCUUUUGAAGGACACCGCAAGAUCUCUCGCCAGAGCAAAUGGGACAUCGGCGCCGUGCAGUGGAAUCCCCAUGACAGCUUCGCACACUACUUCGCGGCUUCGAGUAACCAGCGGGUUGACCUUUAUAAGUGGCAAGACGGCAAUGGGGAAGUUGGCACAACCUUACAAGGCCAUACGCGAGUCAUCAGUGAUUUGGACUGGGCCGUGUUCGAGCCAGAUCUGCUGGUUACCAGCUCCGUGGACACCUACAUCUACAUUUGGGAUAUCAAGGACACCAGGAAGCCCACUGUGGCUCUGUCUGCCGUAGCGGGUGCCUCUCAGGUCAAAUGGAAUAAAAAGAAUGCGAACUGCCUUGCCACCAGUCAUGAUGGGGACGUACGGAUAUGGGACAAGCGGAAACCCAGCACAGCGGUGGAGUAUCUCGCAGCUCACCUCUCCAAAAUCCACGGCCUUGACUGGCACCCGGACAGUGAGCACGUCCUUGCUACCUCCAGCCAGGACAACUCCGUCAAGUUCUGGGAUUAUCGCCAGCCUCGGAAAUACCUCAAUAUCCUCCCAUGCCAGGUGCCUGUCUGGAAGGCCAGAUACACGCCUUUUAGCAACGGGCUCGUGACUGUGAUGGUUCCCCAGCUGCGGAGAGAAAACAGCCUUCUUCUCUGGAACGUCUUUGACUUGAACACCCCAGUCCAUACCUUUGUGGGGCACGAUGACGUGGUGCUGGAGUUCCAGUGGAGGAAGCAGAAGGAAGGGUCAAAGGACUACCAACUGGUUACGUGGUCCCGAGAUCAGACUUUAAGGAUGUGGCGGGUGGACUCCCAGAUGCAGAGGCUGUGCGCCAAUGACAUAUUGGAUGGCGUAGAUGAGUUCAUCGAGAGCAUCUCUCUCCUGCCGGAACCGGAGAAGACUCUUCACACUCAAGAGACUGAUCACCAGCACAGCUCAAGCCACGGGGAGGAAGAAGCCUCAAAAGAAGAUCCCCCGAGCACGCUCUUGGAGGAGAGGAAGUCCGAUCAGCUGGGGCUGCCUCAGACUCUGCAGCAGGAGUUCUCCCUGAUCAACGUGCAGAUCCGGAACGUCAACGUGGAGAUGGAUGCAGCCGACAGGAGCUGCACGGUGUCCGUGCACUGCAGCAACCAUCGUGUCAAGAUGCUGGUGAAGUUCCCGGCGCAGUACCCGAACAACGCUGCCCCUUCCUUCCAGUUUAUUAACCCCACCACCAUCACGUCCACGAUGAAGGCGAAGCUGCUCAAGAUCCUGAAAGACACCUCCCUGCAAAAAGUGAAGCGCAACCAGAGUUGUUUGGAGCCGUGCCUGCGUCAGCUCGUCUCCUGCCUGGAGUCUUUCGUGAACCAAGAAGACAGCGCCUCCAGCAACCCCUUCGCACUCCCGAACUCGGUCACACCACCCUUACCCACGUUUGCUCGCGUGACCACUGCCUACGGGUCAUACCAGGAUGCCAACAUCCCCUUUCCCAGGACUUCUGGGGCCAGGUUCUGUGGAGCAGGCUAUCUGGUAUAUUUCACAAGGCCGAUGACCAUGCACCGAGCAGUUUCGCCGACAGAACCCACUCCUAGAUCUCUCUCAGCCUUGUCGGCUUAUCACACUGGCCUGAUUGCGCCGAUGAAGAUCCGAACCGAGGCCCCUGGGAAUCUCCGUUUGUAUGGCGGGAGCCCCACCCGCAGCGAGAAAGAGCAGGUCUCCAUCAGCUCCUUCUACUACAAGGAACGGAUGUCUCCUCGCUCUGCCCGGCGACGUUGGUCCAUACAAGCAAUUAACGACUUCCCGAAAUCAAGGAGAUGGAAAAGCAAGCGCGAGGGGUCGGACUCCGGCAAUCGGCCCAUCAAGGCUGCAGGAAAAGUCAUCAUCCAGGACAUCGCCUGCCUCCUUCCUGUGCACAAAUCGUUGGGCGAAUUGUACAUAUUAAAUGUGAAUGACAUUCAGGAAACAUGUCAGAAGAAUGCUGCUUCUGCCUUGCUGGUCGGGAGGAAGGAUCUUGUUCAGGUUUGGUCACUGGCCACCGUUGCGACAGAUCUUUGCCUUGGUCCGAAGUCCGAUCCAGAUUUGGAAACACCCUGGGCUCGACAUCCAUUCGGGCGACAGCUGCUGGAGUCUCUGUUGGCUCAUUACUGUCAGCUUCGGGAUGUGCAGACACUGGCCAUGCUCUGCAGUGUGUUUGAAGCGCAGUCUAGGCCUCAGGGGAUACCAAACCCCUUUGGGCCUUUUCCCAGCCGUUCUUCCAAUCUUGUGGUGUCCCAUAGUCGAUAUCCCAGUUUCACCUCCUCUGGUUCCUGCUCAAGUAUGUCAGACCCAGGACUCAACACUGGUGGCUGGAACAUAGCGGGGAGAGAGGCCGAGCACCUUUCAUCGCCCUGGGGAGAGUCCUCACCGGAAGAAAUGCGCUUUGGGAGCCUGACAUACAGUGAUCCUCGUGAGCGAGAGCGGGACCAGCAUGAGAAAAACAAGAGGCUUCUGGACCCUGCCAACACCCAGCAAUUUGAUGACUUUAAGAAGUGCUAUGGGGAGAUCCUGUAUCGCUGGGGUCUGAGAGAGAAACGAGCGGAGGUGCUGAAGUUUGUUUCGUGUCCUCCUGAUCCUCACAAAGGGAUCGAAUUCGGCGUGUACUGCAGCCACUGCCGGAGCGAGGUACGUGGCACGCAGUGUGCCAUCUGCAAAGGCUUCACGUUUCAGUGUGCCAUCUGCCACGUGGCCGUGCGGGGCUCGUCCAACUUCUGCCUGACGUGUGGGCACGGGGGCCACACCAGCCACAUGAUGGAGUGGUUCCGGACCCAGGAGGUGUGUCCCACCGGCUGUGGGUGCCACUGUCUGCUCGAGAGUACGUUCUGA